This is a messenger RNA of Leptinotarsa decemlineata (Colorado potato beetle), 6185 nucleotides long. RefSeq names its product signal-induced proliferation-associated 1-like protein 2. Gene Ontology annotation, biological process: regulation of small GTPase mediated signal transduction. Gene Ontology annotation, cellular component: cytoplasm. The record is from RefSeq and is a predicted model, not a curated record. Lineage: Eukaryota; Metazoa; Arthropoda; Insecta; Coleoptera; Chrysomelidae. Gene Ontology annotation, molecular function: GTPase activator activity; protein binding.
GUUUUCGAAUUUGUAUUGGUAUAGAGAGAUUUGCCGUUGAAGUGCACUCUAUAUAAAAAAGUUUCCUUUUCAAGUGUAUCGUUUACCUGUUUUGAUUUUGUUGAUUGAUUUAUUUGAAAUGUCGCGUGAUGGGAUGAUCGGAUUGCAAGAGUGCGGACCAGCGCCGCCGCGAGCGCCCCCGUCCGCAACGACGACUCCAAUACGAGAGCGCGCCGCAUUGGCUGUCGACUAUUACAACACUCAUGUGCAGCGCGCUUGGGCGAACGCCGGCCUCUCCACCUCCACCAACCGAUCCUCGUUCAACGACAGGCACCGCCGAAACGAAUCGUCGUCGCGUCGCGCGCACCUCUUGCUGCAGCCCGAGCACCUGAGUCGCAGCAACUCGAGUUUGGAGCUGCUCGAGUAUACGAAUCAGCUGUCGAAUCCCGGCUCGCCGCUGCUGAAGCGCGAAUACGGCAGCCACGGCUCCAUCGACGUCAUUGACAGGUCGCUUGGCAUAUCGCAGAAUGCAUUCUUCAAGAUGCUGCAGGACUACAAGCCAGCCGGGCUCGUAGGCACGGAUCAGCGCUCGCCGGGCCCCUCGGAGUAUCUGCGCGGCAAGCUCGAAGGCAAUUCCGACGAGGCAAACCUCCCGCAGAGUCCAAAGCACCGCAACAAGCUCAAGAAGCACUUUUGGAACAACGCGCAGGCGCCCGCCGGCAACUCGAAAACUUAUCGGCAGAUCAUGGACGACACUGCCGUAGGUAGCUCCACGCAGUCGGUGUGCCUCUCUGCGGAGACGGAAGAAAUCGCCCGGAGACGGGCAUUCGCUCACUUCGACUGCCAAUCGCUGAUGACGAACCUGAACUACUCGGUGCGCCUGAGGAGGAACUUGCUCGCGAAACGUAGGAACACCGCCACCGGAGCCUCGGCUGCUUCGAUGCUGAUUAGGUCGUCUACGCCCGACGGCGACAACGACGAGGAUUGCGGGGACGGGCAGAGUAAUGGCCUCGUCGAAAGUUGUCCGUUCUUUAGGAACGAGAUUGGCGGUGAAGAGGAGAGGAUCGUGAGUUUGUCCAGAUUGCAAAACGGACACAAUAGGAAGCCGCUCCAUAGGCCACCGUUGGCGUACGGCGUGGCGGUUUUGGAGUUUCCGCCCGGGGAAACGCACUGGAGACAUUCUACUUGUCCGUACCAGCGGUUCCCGAGACCUAUCGAGAACGUCGACCAAGGGGCUCUCUAUUAUAGAAAUUAUUUUGUCGGUCAAGAACAUCAAAAUUGGUUUGGAAUGGACGAUCAACUGGGGCCUAUAGCUAUUUCUAUAAAAAGAGAAAAAGUUACGCACCCUGAAAAUCAAAUGACUACUACUCUUAUGCAGUAUCAGUAUAGGUAAUUUCAAUGAAAUGUAAUACGAACUUCCGAACUCCAAACCCUCCGCGGAGCCGUCCUCGAAGAUGCUAUACCAAACAUCAAAACGUCCAAUAAUCCAAAAACAUUAAAUACCAAAGAAGUACUCGAAUAUGUUGCGCCGGAAAUCCAGUUGAGCUGCCUCAAGCUCGGUGUUCACAAUCAGCAGGUUAUCGAUCAGAUCCUCAAGCUCGACGAGCAAGGUUUGACGAAUCACUACAAAGUAGGAAUAAUGUAUUGCAAGGCGGGACAGAAUACGGAAGAAGAAAUGUACAAUAACGAAGAAGCGGGUCCGGCUUUCUUAGAGUUCCUUGAGACGAUAGGAAAGACGGUUAGAUUGAACGGGUUCGACAAGUAUAAAGCCGGAUUGGAUAAUAAAAGCGACUCAACUGGUCUGUAUUCUGUGUACGCGCAAUAUCAAGACUGCGAAAUAAUGUUUCACGUGUCGACGAUGCUGCCCUUCACUCCGAACAACCGCCAGCAGCUUCUCAGGAAGCGCCACAUCGGCAACGACAUCGUGACGAUCGUCUUCCAAGAGCCCGGUGCUUUGCCCUUCACUCCGAAGGGCAUCCGAUCCCAGUUCCAGCACGUCUUUGUCGUCGUCAACGCCAUGAACCCGUGCACGGAGAACACCCACUACAAAGUAGCCGUCAGCCGAUCCAAGGACGUCGAAGCGUUCGGCCCUCCGAUCAAAGAGGGGGGCAUCUUUCCCAAAGGCAAAGUAUUCGCCGAGUUCCUACUCGCGAAGCUUGUGAAUGCUGAAAACGCUGCUCACCGUUCGGAAAAGUUCGUCACGAUGGCCACCCGCACCAGGCAGGAGUACCUCAAAGAUCUAGUGAUGAACUGUUCGACGUCGACGAUUAUCGAUACCGGACAGAAAUUUUCUAUAUUCAGUACCAAAAAAAAAGAAAAAGUUCGUCCCCGGUUCAUACCGGAUUUAUGCCAAAGAGGUGCCAUUUUAUGGCAAGUAUUAUUAGAUGAUAGUGGACAAGGUCAGCAGAUCGAAUGCUUCCUCGGAAUUUCUUCAGAUUCGUUUGUUCUCAUCGAAGAGACCACAAAACAAAUCGUUUUCGUUACCCCUUGCAAGUCGAUAUUGGGCUGGUCGCCGCAGACGAACAGCCUCAGGCUCUACCACCACCAAGGAGAGUGCAUGACGAUCCACAUGCGGGAUUUGCAAGCAAACAGUUUCUGUUAAAGUGAUGAAGUUCGUGCUAUAACAGAAAUAGUAAAACUGAGUACUCAGAAGAUGAGGGUUGAUCAACUAUCAUCCCUCCGCAACAUCAUGGGUCAGCUAGGUUUCCACGUUCAACCGGACGGAAUCGUAACUUUGGUAGAAAGCGCCGGACAGGCUUGGCAAGCCGGCCUGCGUCAAAAUUCCCGGCUAGUAGAAAUCUGCAAGGUGGCCGUCGCGACACUGACCCACGACCAAAUGGUCGACCUACUCAAGACGUCCAUAACCGUUAUAUUGACUGUGAUACCCCCUCUUCCUGACGGUUCGCCCCGUAAGGGCUGCACGCUGCAGAACUGCAAAUACAACGAGGCGAACUACGAAGGCGACUACGACAACGCAGGCAACGAGGAGAACAAGAGCAGGCGCGCGCCGCAGAUGCAGCAGGCCGUCUUCGGGAAUCAUAGGAAGUUUUACGACAGGAGUUUCAGUCCUCCGAGAAGUAGCAACAGUUCCGGGUACGGUACCGGCAGCAGCAGCAAGUCGUUUCACGGGCCCGAGACGCGGUUCGUAGCGAACGUGGAGGGCACUCUGACCAGUUCAUCGAGCGGACAAUCGGGCGACGACAAAUGGUAUGACUUCCUCCAAGACUUCGAACCUCCCCCUGUCCCUCUGAAAAAUCACCAGUCUCCGCAUCACGCCAGCAGUACUUUCUCGACUCCGACGAAACGUAACAACCUCCACCAGGUUUCACAGCUGCAACAUAACACCCACUACUCCGUACAACACAACAAGCUGCACAUCACGAACUCCCUCCCUUUACAUCACGUAGACGUUUCGCAACCGCUCAGCGCCGUCAUACACAACAACUCCGCCGAGCUGGACGCUUACAAGCGACAGAAGAGCAACAAGAUCAAGCAGCACGGAGACCGACUGCGCCAAGAGGGGGAGCACAUGUAUUCGAGGACAUCACGUGCCCCGGACUACGCGUCCAUUCAGUGCAAUGACCUGGGGAGGUUGACCGUCAAUGACAGCCACUCGACGAACAGCUCUAUCAGCGAGAGGAUGAACUUAGUUGGUAGCGAAGAUGAGCUGUCAAAUGGUAGUGGGAACAUGUCUCCCAGAACCCGCAGUCUUACGAAACAUGCGAAUCUAACACAGUCACAGUCUGCGGGGUACACAAACAGGAACCAGAGCCCUAGGUCGCUCAACGGAGAGGCCAAGCUUCGACCGGGUGUUACCCCUAGGUCAUCGAAUCGCAACAGCGCCAACUUGUCCAAUACGAACUUCCAGGAGGAGCUCAUACGGUUGAUUAACCCGGAUAAUAUCGACGCACCUGUGGAAACGAAACCGACCAAGGAAAUCAAGACUCAUUCCAGGGAAAACCUUAAUAACGCCAUCAGUAUUCACAGGACGCAGCCGGAGGUUAUUCUGACGAUGGCUCGACCCGCUACAGUUAUUUCUAAUGCUAGUACCACCUCGAGCCCGCUGCCGAUCGAAUUUAAGAGAAGUCAGGAUGAGGGCUCUUCACACGCUUCGUUAUCUAGUAAAUCGAAGCCCGUCCACAAUUUUCCGGACGAUUUUCCUCUGCCGGAAGACAGUGAUUGGCCGAGUUUGGUCGAUACGGCUACGAGCUUCAUGAACCAAGUGGGGUCGUCUUCAGAUAUGAAGGAACGCGAGACGAACAGACUUUGGAAUGAUGAGACGCCUAUCGAUGCUUCGAUAACUUCUUCUGUUAGUUCCAGUACAAGUGUACCGGAGCUCCAGAAUCAUGUGGCGGAACUCGAAUCGAAAAUGAGCAGAGAAACCCGCAGGAGAAUGUCACUCGAAAACGAAGUACGUCGCCUCACAGAAGAAAACAGAAAAUUGCAAGAUCAGGCGACCGCUGCUGUUCAGCAGCUAAGAAAAUUCACGGAGUGGUUCUUCAAGAAUGUCAAGAAGCAGUAACUCCAAAUGAAAUUUCCGUUUUCACAUUAAAACAUAUCUGAGUUUGUACGGUAUGUUGAAAAUUUUAUCGAGCUUUACAUAAUUUAAGUUUUUAAAAUAUAUAUUUAUUCAAUUGACACUCUUUUAUGUAUAUAUGUAUCAUUUAUUUUAUUAUUCGUUUCAUUUAUGUUUUAGAGAUUCGCGUAAGAAUGUUAUUAGUACAAAAUUCUUUAAUUUAUUGUUCUUUAAUUUUCGACCUGAAAGAUCGACUUUUUGCGAUUCUCCAAAGAGAAACAAUCUUUUAUUUAACUUGCUGAAAUUUAGCCUCGAAAUUGAAAACUGAUUUGUUUUUUCAAUCCCUAUAGGUUUCACUUUUUGAAAUCUAUGCAUCGACCUAGACAAUCUUCACUACCUCGGAAUAAAACAACUCAUUUUAAAUGUGGCUCAGUAAAAUCCCACUGCUGAUCCCAGAAAUAGGUUGUUUUAUGAGAAAUUGGUCGAGAGUGAUUAAAAAGCGGUUGAUUUAUAGAGUGGAGUAUCAGAUUAUCUUUAAUUCUAGCCACAUUUUUCACUAUAUACAAAAUUAUCUGUGGUUAGAUUUCUAGGAUGUGAAUAUAAUUGCAGCCCUUCGUUGGGCGCCAAAACAAUUGAAAUGUAAACGUCCUUUUCGCUAUUAUUUGUGCUUAAUAGUUCUAGCAUUAAUUUCCGUUUGUUUUUGAGAACAGUUUCAAUAUAAUGGCUCCAGCUUUUUUUGAAUCAGGACAACCCCUCUGUUGAUGAUUGUUUUGAGAACUGACUUGUCGUUAGUUACCACAUAAUGCUGUACUUGAAAACAAUUAAUAAACUUUCUAUUACGAAAGGAGUUAGGGUUUUGGUGCAUUACGCCCAAGAUGUACCAAACCUUUGAAUACCCUCCUGGAUAUUUAGAUGUAUAAAAGCUAUAGAACCCAUAAAAAACGAAUGCAAUCGAAUUUUUAUUUAUUUUUGUAAUUUUUUAUUUCUUGUGAUGUUUUCUUCGAAACUGUCUUCCAAAACAGUUAUUGUUCGAAAUAAAAAUGGCCAGAAUUCUAAAAAAAAUCAAGAAAAUUAUAGUUGAGCUUGUGUAUUUUAACCUAGACUAUGAAUAAGGAUCACAAUAAUCCUUCUACCAAGUUGAAAACGACAUUGAAGUAGUUACAAGCAUAUACGUUUCAAUAAUUCCUUCCAUUUUUCUGUAAAAUAGGAAAUGUAAACGCUUCAUGAGAUUUCAAUUUAUUUUUUUCCCUAAAAGUUGCAGCAUACCAGUUCGACAUGAGGUCGAAAUUUUCUGCUUUGUUUCAACUCUCCCUUCAUUAACUUUCUUUCACGAACCUGUACUUCAACUGUAUCAUUUCAUAUUGAGUAUGUUUUUAGUAUUAAACUGUCUGAAUGUGAAACACGAACACCAAAUCUACUGUAAUAUUAAUAUAGCUCUAGAUAAGUACUCAAGUGUGCAGAAAGUAUAUCCUGAGUGACAUUCAGUUGUACUUUUCUCAACACUUGUUCUUUAAUUAUUGUAAGUUUACAGUUGCAUUCCCCAGAGUUUGUAAUGAUUAAUAAUCAUUUAUUUGUUGUUUUAUUAAUUCUUGAUUUUAUGUUGAAUAUCUGUGACCUGUUAGAUGCCUUAGAAAUUGAUCUAUUAUAUAUUUCAUUGAUAAUUUUUUAUGAAAUAAAUAUCAUAAAAGUU